AUGGAUAUAAAACCGCAGGGAACCAGUUACAAAUCGGUUGGCUUUAACGGUUGUCUCGGCUCAGUGAUUGCCGGAAGGAAGGACAAUCAGUGGUAUCUCAUUAUGGGCCAUUAUGCGAAUCAUGAAGCGACUAUUACUGACACAAUGACCCUGGACCUUGCCGAUGGCCGUCCCGAGAAGUGUUCAGUAGGCAACCAGGGGGCUGCGGCCAACAAGAUCCCCGAGUUGUGGCAAACACACCGGGACUUAUUUCGAAAAGAUCGACAGGCUUUUACCUACCGGCCAGAGAAAACCGGCUACGGAGACAUGACCGAUAAGUUGAAUGAAAUUGUCAGCAAUACCACUGGUUUGAGCCCGGGAAAUAAAGAAUACACCGAAAAGACGGCAUCAAAGGGGAAGGCCAGAAUCAAAGCUAAAGUCGAUGUUUUCAAUAAUAUCAAGAUCAAGUUUGCUAAAUGA
This is a messenger RNA of Clonostachys solani, 459 nucleotides long. The record is from the annotation of a GenBank genome assembly. NCBI's taxonomy places the organism in Eukaryota, Fungi, Ascomycota, Sordariomycetes, Hypocreales, Bionectriaceae.